AGUUACACUUCUACUGAGAUCUGUGCCUUCAGAGGAUCAACAGUGGACAUUAACUGUACCUACACAUACCCAUCCACAGUUAAUAACCUUAAUACUACAGUUCAGGAAACUUUCUGGUUCAUUAAAGAGAGUAAUGGGAUUCAUGUUGAUCUAAGGACUGAUCCGGAGUAUUCAGGUCGUGUGGAGAAUCUCUGUGGAAACAACACGUGCACUCUGAGAAUCUCUAACCUGAGAGAGAGCGACUCAGCUGUGUACAAGUUCAGGUUCACAACAAACCAACCUACUGGGAGUUUAACUGGUUCGGCUGGAGUCACUCUGUCUGUCACUGAUUUGCAUGUGCAGGUGAGCACAUCAGUGAAGGGUGACUCUUAUAACUAUGCAAAGCUCAGGUGUCAGAGCAGUUGUCGUCUUCCUGAUCAUCUGAACUACGUCUGGUACAUGAAACAACAGAAGAUGAAGAAAGGAGCAUCUUAUACAGGUUAUUUUCAUCGUUCAGCCAGAGUUUCCUGUGCUGUUAAAGGACUCGAGGAUUUCCGCUCUACGUCAAUGUUGGUAAGGAGUCUGAUUGACUGGAGUGUGAGUUACACUUCUACUGAGAUCUGUGCCUUCAGAGGAUCAACAGUGGACAUUAACUGUAUCUAUACAUAUCCAUCCUGGUGGAAUGGCCUUCAUACUACAGUUAACAAAACUUUCUGGUUCAUUAAAGUGAGUAAUGGGAUUCACGUUGAUCUAAGGACUGAUCCGGAGUAUUCAGGUCGUGUGGAGAAUCUCUGUGGAAACAACAAGUGCACUCUGAGAAUCUCUAACCUGAGAGAGAGCGACUCAGCUGUGUACAAGUUCAUGUUCACAACAAACCAACCUACUGGGAAUUUAACUGGUUCAGCUGGAGUCACUCUGAAUGUCACAGACCCUCAGCUCCAGGUACAUGUGAGGAGAUCAACAGCCAAUCCAUCUUCUACCUGGACAGAGCUGACCUGUCACAGCAGGUGUCAGCUCCCUGAUCAUCUUUCCUACGUUUGGUACAAUAAGAAUAAACCUGUUGGACGAAAAAAAUACUUUCACCUCCAACACUUUAAUCCUGAAGACAGCUAUCACUGUGCUAUAGAAGGACAGGAGCGUUUCCCUUCUCCUACAUUGUACUAUCCUUCAGAUGCUCCAAAGCCUCCCUCUGUGUCAGUGAGUCCCUCUGGUGAGAUCAUGGAGGGCAGCUCAGUGACUCUGACCUGCAGCAGUGAUGCUAACCCAGCAGCUAAAUACACCUGGUACAAGAGAAGUGGACACAAACAAGAUCAACGUCUCAGUGAAGAGACACAAUUUGUCCUCAGCUCCAUACGGUCGUCAGACUCUGGAGAGUUUUACUGCACAGCUGAGAAUGAGCUGGGAAGGAGUUCAGCAAACAUCUUUAUUACUGUGACAUACGCUCCAAAGCCUCCCUCUGUGUCAGUGAGUCCCUCUGGUGAGAUCAUGGAGGGCAGCUCGGUGACUCUGACCUGCAGCAGUGAUGCUAACCCAGCAGCUAACUACACCUGGUACAAGGAGGACCGAGCUCUGCUUCAUGGACCAGAGGGCAUUUAUCGUCUCUCCUCCAUCAGCUCUGGGGACAGCGGGGUCUACUCCUGCAAGUCUGAGAAUCAGUACGGACGGAUCACCUCCACGUCUCUACACUUAGACGUCCAAUGGCACUCUGUCAUCUUGUCCUUCUGCUUCCUCAACGACACUUCCCCUUUCAGAUGCAAGCUCAUCGAGAACAGGUUCCUCCAGGCAAGCUCCAAUCUGCUCCGGGUGGCUUUGGGUCUCACAGACGACUCUUUGGUGCGACAGAGGUUGGUUGCUCUACAGAGCUUGGAGUACACGGCGCAGCACCUCAACAUGCUCUUCAAAAGACCUCGAGAAGCAGAUGACAUCAUCAAGAUACGGGAUGCAACACUCAUCCCUAAGCGUGUCAAGCAUUUCCUCCAUGCUUCUUUGGAAGGCUGCUGGUGCAAUUGA
Messenger RNA from Pleuronectes platessa (European plaice), 1989 nucleotides. RefSeq names its product B-cell receptor CD22-like. The coding region runs from base 439 to 1989 and encodes 516 amino acids. The record is from RefSeq and is a predicted model, not a curated record. NCBI's taxonomy places the organism in Eukaryota, Metazoa, Chordata, Actinopteri, Pleuronectiformes, Pleuronectidae. The transcript has 9 exons.